This is a messenger RNA of Sorex araneus (European shrew), 1990 nucleotides long. RefSeq names its product prohibitin 2 (gene PHB2). NCBI's taxonomy places the organism in Eukaryota, Metazoa, Chordata, Mammalia, Eulipotyphla, Soricidae. The coding region runs from base 119 to 988 and encodes 289 amino acids. The transcript has 8 exons. The record is from RefSeq and is a predicted model, not a curated record. Gene Ontology annotation, cellular component: mitochondrion; membrane. Gene Ontology annotation, biological process: mitochondrion organization.
GCAGUGGGCGGGGAGAGGGCGCGCACUUCCGGUGCCCUUUCUCCCACAAGCCCGGCGCGCCCCGGACCCUCGUGUGCGGGCUGCGGGCUGGCCGGUGCCGCCGGCCUCGGGAUCGGCCAUGGCCCAGAACCUGAAGGACUUGGCGGGGCGGCUGCCCUCCGGGCCCCGGGGCAUGGGCACGGCGCUGAAGCUGCUGCUGGGCGCCGGCGCCGUGGCCUACGGCGUCCGCGAGUCCGUGUUCACCGUGGAAGGCGGGCACCGGGCCAUCUUCUUCAACCGGAUCGGCGGCGUGCAGCAGGACACCAUCCUGGCCGAGGGCCUCCACUUCAGGAUCCCCUGGUUCCAGUACCCCAUCAUCUAUGACAUCCGGGCCAGACCCCGGAAAAUUUCUUCCCCCACAGGCUCCAAAGACCUGCAGAUGGUGAACAUCUCCCUGCGGGUGCUGUCGCGCCCCAACGCCAUGGAGCUGCCCAGCAUGUACCAGCGCCUGGGGCUCGACUACGAGGAGCGGGUGCUGCCGUCCAUCGUCAACGAGGUGCUCAAGAGCGUGGUGGCCAAGUUCAACGCCUCGCAGCUCAUCACCCAGCGCGCCCAGGUGUCGCUGCUGAUCCGGCGGGAGCUGACCGAGAGGGCCAAGGACUUCAGCCUCAUCCUGGACGACGUGGCCAUCACCGAGCUGAGCUUCAGCCGCGAGUACACAGCGGCCGUGGAGGCCAAGCAAGUGGCCCAGCAAGAGGCCCAGCGGGCGCAGUUCCUGGUGGAGAAAGCUAAGCAGGAGCAGCGGCAGAAGAUCGUGCAGGCCGAGGGUGAGGCCGAGGCCGCCAAGAUGCUGGGCGAGGCGCUGAGCAAGAACCCCGGGUACAUCAAACUGCGCAAGAUCCGGGCUGCCCAGAACAUCUCCAAGACGAUCGCCACGUCCCAGAACCGGAUCUAUCUCACCGCUGACAACCUCGUGCUGAACCUCCAGGACGAAAGUUUCACGCGGUGAGGGGCUGGGUUGGGAUCCUGGGGUUCUUGUGAUGGGUAGUUUGUUCCCUGGAACCGCCCUGGGAAGGUAGCGUUUCUCGCCACCAAAGCCAGGAAGUAGACAGUUGGCCCAUCUCUCACGUGUCCACAUGGGUGUUGUCUGGGGGUUGCAUGUAGGGGUGCUGGGGGGGGGGGUGCAGAUAUUGGGAUCCAACCCAGGGCUCCUUCCUGCUGAGCUCCUGCUCCGGCCCUCUUGAGUCACCCCCACCCCCAAAGGCUGACCCUGAGACCAAAUGGGAUCGUUCUUGUAAAAAGCCUGUCAGCUGGAACUUUGCCAGAGACCUUGAUAGAGCUCUUACUGUAGGUGGCAGGGCAGGGCGCGGGUGGAGGCCAGAGAACCAGGGUCGGCCCUUCCGUGGGCCUGAGCUCCGGCCACCAGCCCUUUUGUCCUUCUGGGGGCAAAAGGGAGUGGGGCAGGCAGGGCAGGGAGCUGGCCAGUCACCUGUGCAUUUCUCUUUUCUCUUUCCUGCGCAUCCCGCCAACCCAUACCUGCAGGGGAAGGUAAGUUGCUGAUGGGACCUCUGGGGAUCUUGCACCCGGGUUUCCAAUGCCCAUGUCUUUCCCCUGAACCCCUUCACCCCCACACACCAGCUCACUUCGGGAGGAGGGCUCCCCCGGGUGCUCUGCCUUCCACAUUAACGGCCCUGGAUGUUCUUUCCACAGUGACAGUCUCAUCAAGGGUAAGAAAUGAAGCUGGUGAGGGGGACGCGCCCAGACCCUGCGUUGGAGGAACCGCAUGGGGCCCACAGCCCUGCCCCAGUAUCCUGUGAUGGUCCCCACCGCACCCGCCCCAUCCCGAUGAAAGAUGAAGCUGAAGACUGCCCCGUGUCGGCCAAGGAUACUGGACAGUGUGUGAUUUUUUUUUUUCCUCGGUGAUUUUUUUCUCCGACAAUGUUGGUUCCUCCCUCUGGUGGGAGACAAUAACCACCAAUCCAGGAAUUCUCAAUAAAUUUUUAUUACUGAA